UUAUUCACUCACUUUGCCAAUUAUUAUGUUCGAUUUCUUAUCGCGUAGACAAUGCAAUGCUGUUUUCUUCUGCGUUUCGAUAGCAAUCAGAAUGAUACAGAUAUUGUGUAAAUUUUCGGAAUACAGGGUAGUGGAAUACUCGAACAAGUGUCACUUCUCGUCGAAGUCGUUGUCAUUGUCAAUGUUGUAGUCACUGUGACAAACGCGUUGAAGAGGGGACAGGGUUAAGGGAUUACCAAACGGGUUGGUUCUCGACGUGCGACUCUUCAUCCGAGGGGACUUCCCGGCUGCCAUUUGGAUUUUCGUUUAAAAGCGGACGCGGCAUCAUGAUGACUAUCCAGUUUCACUUUUGACACGCGCUGUAAAGGUGUCAAUUACCAUGAUGAGGUUGUCCUCUUAUUUCAUUCACUUAUCGGUGUUACAUGCCUUCGUACUCCUCUUUGGUUUCCUCGAGCAUGCAGUGCUCGCCAUUCCCAUUGACAACACGAAUUUCAUCAAUGCAACCGAUUCUCAGCGUUCAGAGAGCCUAAGAAUUAUCGGCCGAAAGGAAUGGAAAGCCAGAAAGCGUCUCAAUUUCGAGAUCAUGCCAAUAAAACCAGCACCAUACGUGGUGGUCCAUCAUGGCGGUAUACCUAGGUACUGUCGGGAUCAGGAGACGUGUUCUAAUAUCGUUAGAAAAUAUCAAGAUUUGCAUCUGGAUGAGCGAGGCUGGUGGGACAUUGGAUAUAAUUUCGUCAUUGGCGAAGACGGUAACGUUUACGUGGGUCGCGGUUGGGAUUAUACUGGCGCGCAUGCAAUUGGAUACAAUACCCAGAGUAUUGGCAUAUGCAUCAUAGGAGACUUCACCGACUUUCUUCCGAACGAGGCCGCCCUGAAGACGUUGAAUAAGCUGAUAGCUCAUGGGGUUUCACUCGGCAAGAUAAGAAAGAAUUACAACGUGAUUGGUCAUCGACAAGUGCGAGACACGGAAUGCCCAGGCGAAACUUUUUACAAGUUCGUAGUUAACCUUCCCCGUUGGACUGCAAACCCAAAACCUCACAUACGUCCAACCUGCACCACAACAAAGUCGAUAGAUAAUACUGUAGAAGAAAACAGCAAAGCGAACGUUAUUCUAUGAUGGCAUUUCUAAGUCCUUGUCAAAUAUGUCGACCAUAAUUAUAACGAAUCCUAAUUAACAAAGGAUUGUAA
Mycetomoellerius zeteki is the source of this 1188-nucleotide messenger RNA. Its product is annotated as peptidoglycan-recognition protein SB1. Bases 380 to 1117 code for a protein of 245 amino acids. The record is from RefSeq and is a predicted model, not a curated record. The transcript has 3 exons. Gene Ontology annotation, molecular function: N-acetylmuramoyl-L-alanine amidase activity; zinc ion binding. Lineage: Eukaryota; Metazoa; Arthropoda; Insecta; Hymenoptera; Formicidae. Gene Ontology annotation, biological process: peptidoglycan catabolic process.